Molecule: messenger RNA, 680 nt
Organism: Nematostella vectensis (starlet sea anemone)
Lineage: Eukaryota; Metazoa; Cnidaria; Anthozoa; Actiniaria; Edwardsiidae
Product: UPF0686 protein C11orf1 homolog
Exons: 3
Coding region: 88-525 (145 amino acids)
Cellular component (GO): nucleus
Source: RefSeq, a predicted model, not a curated record
UCUGUUGUCAUAUCAACAAAGACAAGAACAAGAAACCAUUUAGCGAUAAUUUAGUGUUCGAAAUAAUCACCGAAACAUUUUACUAAGAUGACCUACGCAACUUCGAGGGAACUUCCGUUUGUGAGUGAACUUCGUGCAAGUGGACACGGCGAAGUUUGGGAUCACACUGACGAGAAGAAAUUCCAACAGUUUGGCUGGCGAUGCACUAAUACUGAAAGUUCCUAUUUGCCGAAUGAAAUUCUUAUAGGAAACUGGAACGAACAAAGAUUUGAUAUAAAGAAUCUGGGCCAGGCAAAACCGAUUCCAUCACAGUACGAUCAUUACUUCACAACUACGCAUUUCAAAAGUUACGCUAUCCCGGGGGUUAACAGAGUACCCGACUCUCUAAAACACUUGGAAGCUCGUGAACCCACAGCCUUCCCAGGUCACCAACCUGAGAUGGAUCCUCCUAAACUGAAGGCUCAGUACAACUCAUUCAUGACUACGUCACGAGCGGCUUUUGGUGACCCAUCGAAGAUGAAGUGAUUCUGUCUAAGUUAUUCAGUUUGGUUUUUUAAAUAUAUUUUUUUGUUUAUGGAAUAUAAGUGUAAUAUAUGUAAAUUUAUUUUGUUAAUAUAUUUUGAUUAUUGUAAAAGUUUGUUUAGAUCUUAGAAGAAAAAAAAAAACUUUUUUACGCUUGA